CUUUGACGGCCCCGGAGCCGGUUUCCGGCCCUCGACUAUGUACCAUAGGCUGUCAUCGAUUGCACAAGGCGUAUGGCGACACUACCACGUCCCGUGGGACCAACCGCUUUCCAGUCCAACGCAAGUAGCACCAGUAUGGCCCAUGUCCGACAUUCACGGCACGGUGCCGUUCCACGCGUGGUCCAAGGAGCACGUAAAGUACAUGUGCGUCAAGACGCCACAACGCAAGAAGCCUCAUCCGAUGAUUACACCCAACCGCCCAUCCGACGAGGCGAUUAUCGACUACCUCAAGCGCGUACGUCGACUCCGUCCGUGGGGCAUGCCGGUCCAGUACGACGUCUGGUUCCGCGCGAUGAUGAACAUCCUCCCCACGGGCUCCAAGUAUCGCUUCAUGGAAACGAACGGCCCAGACGCUACCAAGUGCCCAUACGCGCGUUGCCAGUCGCUCGAAACACCACGUCAUGUCCUCCACGAUUGUAUCUGCGUGCGUGCCCUUUGGCAGGCCCACCGCCCAGCGUGGCGGCCGCUGGGAGUUGAUCUUUCGUGGGACAUGUGCAUGGACAUCGACUUGAUCGAGCCGCCAGCGCACCUCGCCAACCUCAAAGAGACCAUCGUCCAACUGGCGAGUAGUCUCAUCAUGAUCGUCGUCCACAAGUUGUGGAUGCACCGCAAUACCGUCGUGCACCAAGACGCGGUUGGGCCUCAGAUCGCAAGGAUGGUGUACGAGACCGUGGUCCAGUGGUCCGGCUUUGUCCGGACGGCUCUACGUGACCCAGAUCGGCCACUCCACAGCAAGGUCCACAUCACGACGAUUGUGGCUCUUCUCUGCGAUGACAACAUGUACGCAGAAGUCCAGGCCCACAACGACAACAUCUUCAGCUCCCUCGCGCUUCCUCGCCGACUUCCACGCACUGUCGCUGCGGAGCUCGACGCACUCAACUAG
Molecule: messenger RNA, 943 nt
Organism: Saprolegnia parasitica CBS 223.65
Lineage: Eukaryota; Oomycota; Saprolegniomycetes; Saprolegniales; Saprolegniaceae
Exons: 1
Coding region: 38-943 (301 amino acids)
Source: RefSeq, a predicted model, not a curated record